AUGGAGCUCUUCAGCUGGCUCUUGGCCCUGGCGGCGCCCAUUGCGGCCAUCGACGCAGCAUUGAUCAAACACGACGGCAAAGCUCAUGUGCACCCCAGGCCACGUCAAGCCGAGCCCAACUCACCGGUUGAAGGGGUGGGAGUCCUGGGGACGCCAGUGGUCGCCCUGUCGUCGUCUUUACACACUUACGCGUCGUCCAGUGCACCGGUAGUCACGAUAUCAUCCUACCAAUUUCCCACCACGGUCAUGCAGAUCCCUGUUGCCACUGUGUGCCCCGAUACACCGGCGUCGUCUGCCGCUUUCUCCAUUCUCCCUCUCUCCUGGUCCUCUCGGACUUCGGCUUCUACCUCUACUCCUACCGCGGCCGGCGCGUCCCCCAGUGCUUCCGACCACCUUCCCGUCCAGGUCAAUGCCACGGUCCUCUUGCCGAAUGGAAUUGCGAGAGUUUUUACGUCCACCAGGGCCUCUUCGUCAUCGUCGUUGGUCGUCUUCGCUUCAAGGCCGGCGGAAACGGACACGGACACGGACGCGGACGGAUUUGCAGGAAUAGAGACGGCCAGGAUCGUGAUGGACAGCAACGGCUGUCAAACGGUGUACAGCGCUAUAACAACGACCUGGUGCAGCACCACGAUCCAACCGGCUGGCAUGCUCCCUGUCUUCGUCUCCGACUGUGAUCAAUGGGUGACGUUUUCAAGCGACCGGCUGGAUGGUGGGUGCUCCUCCACUUCCACCUCCACCUCCACCACACCGGGUACGGUGUCGAUAUCUGGACGAAUGGGGGCUUCAAGCACCCCAUCUACUUUGACGUCAGAUUCAAUACCAGAUUCAGCACCACCCGGUGUGACGGGACCAGUGGCCUUCUACGCCGCACACUGGUACGAGUUGGUUCAAAGACCAAUCCCGAAUCUGGUCCAGGUUCAGGAGUGUCUAGUCGAUUUCGAAUCGGAGUCCUGCAUGACUUCGAGUGAGCGCUGGGAUGUGGUGACAUGGACGAGCACAAGCACGGGAACCACUGUGGCUUCAUUUUCCGGGGCGGCCAUCAUCACAUCCGGACCCUACACGGCCACGACGACUGUCUCGUUCGACUCCACCCUGACCACCACCAGCCUGGUCAGGGCGUCAUCCAUCGUGCGCACUCGGCUAGAAGUAAAAGGAGCCGCGGCAAGCUCGACUGCUACUGCUGCGCCAGAAAACACAGUCACCGUCGCCGUGACCAUGCCUACUACCAGGACGCUGGAGCUCGAGUCGAUUCCAACUUCGACCGUCACAGUCACUGUGCGACACACCUCGACGGUGGAAGUCAUGCAGACCAGGACGCGGAGCGUGUCGGCAUGA
Messenger RNA from Capronia epimyces CBS 606.96, 1335 nucleotides. RefSeq lists its product as uncharacterized. Bases 1 to 1335 code for a protein of 444 amino acids. NCBI's taxonomy places the organism in Eukaryota, Fungi, Ascomycota, Eurotiomycetes, Chaetothyriales, Herpotrichiellaceae. The record is from RefSeq and is a predicted model, not a curated record. The transcript is spliced from 2 exons.